GCGUCGAGGAGCGCGAGAUGGAGGAAAACGGGGAAAUUUCAACGAACAGAAGGAACCCUAAAGUCGGGCCAGCAUUUGAGGAAGUGCUGGACUCCAUCGGGUCGAGAGGAAAAUUUCAGACGAGGCUCAAUAUUGUUUUCAACUGCGUCGGCCCAUGUCUCAAUAUGUUGAGUAUAAAUGUUUUCUUUCUAGCAAUGCAGACACCUGAUCACUGGUGCCAUGUUCCUGGCAGGGAACGUGCCAACCUGUCGCUGGAGGAGUGGAAGAAUUUUACAAUUCCGAGGGCAGGCAAUUCGUUCAGCAAGUGCCUGAUGUACAACCAGAGCGAUGGUAUCAAUGGUGUCAACUGGAACAGUUCAGAACCCGUCAAGUGUCAGCAUGGCUGGGAUUACGACGACACGUGGUUCUCUUUGACUGUCCCCUCCCAGAUGAAUUGGGUCUGCGACAACCAGCAGUCCGCCAAUGAUGUCUUGUUCUACGCACAAAACAUCGGAGUGGCUCUGAGCCUGCUAUUCGGAUACAUAGGCGACAUGUAUGGACGGCAGCUCCUGCAGUUCCUCUGCCUGGUUGCCCACAUGAUCAGCAGACUGCUGCUGGUCCUCACACCAGACAUCCUGGUGCUGUUCAUCCUGGCACAGUCCCUUGUAUCAGCAGCGGCCGGACCUAUGCAUGAAUCUGCUUUGUCUGUCGGUUUGGAACUGGCAGACAUCAGACAUCGCACGACCCUGAACUAUUUCUCAAGCUGUGGCUUGGGGGCUGGCGUUAUGGCUACUGGCCUCUUAGGUUGGGGUCUGCGCAACUGGAAUUACUCAAUGUAUUGUACUGCAGCGCUUUUCAUCGCACUGAUUUCAUUUUUCAGGUGGUUCCCGGAGUCACCGCGGUGGUUGGCGUGCAGAGGUCGCGAGGAGGACGCCCUGAGGCUGUUGCGCCGCAUCGCCGCCACCAACGGCGGGCGGCUGCCUCCGUUCGCUCCUAGAGUGAUGCGGACCGUGGCCAAGGCCCAGAGGGACAGGAAGGGCUUCCUCAGUCUCUUCUCCAGCUGGAACGUCUUCAAGAAUACGGUGCUGCUUAUCACUGCAAGAAAAAUUGUAACACAAUUCAAUCUAACGGUUCAUAUGAUAGCUAGAGAUGAAAGUUAUGACCCGGAGGGCAUGAAGAUGACUUACUAUUCACCUCAAACUGUUUACGGCUUCGGGCAGGUCUGCACACGUACUGACGCAGUUCUCGCUGGUGUUGCUGGCUGGUGGUGUGGGCGUGAAUCCCUUCGUGGCUUUAGUGGCGCAGGGCGCGGUCCAGCUGCCCUCUGUCUGCGCCGUCCACGUGUGCGCGGCGCGCUUCGGCCGCCGCUGGACCGGUGUGGGCUGCUCUCUGCUGGCUGGGGUAACAUGCGCGGCCACCGUCUGCACGCUGAGGGGUAA
This is a messenger RNA of Schistocerca cancellata (South American locust), 1418 nucleotides long. RefSeq names its product solute carrier family 22 member 7-like. The transcript has 7 exons. Gene Ontology annotation, cellular component: membrane. Gene Ontology annotation, biological process: transmembrane transport. The record is from RefSeq and is a predicted model, not a curated record. Bases 18 to 1418 code for a protein of 466 amino acids. Gene Ontology annotation, molecular function: transmembrane transporter activity. NCBI's taxonomy places the organism in Eukaryota, Metazoa, Arthropoda, Insecta, Orthoptera, Acrididae.